AUGUUGUCUGAAGGAGGCUCUUUCAUUAAGGGGAUGGUGCUAGGAGGUGUUUUCUGCAUUGUCCUGUCACUCCUCGCCAAUUUCACCACUGAGACAAAACCAGACGAACAGCACCAUCAUCAUCAUGUUAAGGCUGCUAGCAAAGAUGAGUUAAAACGUUUGAGUGAUGAUCAACUUAAAGAGUUGAGUAAUCAAGUUCGUGUAUAUUGUGUCAUCAUGGUCCAACCAAAAAUCCUAGUUUACUGGGCCACUGCUUUGGACACCUGGAGCAAACACUGUGACAAGCCUGUGUUUUACACCUCAGAAUCAUCUAAAGCCCUUGAGGCCAUAGACUUGAAUGAUAAGGAUGACUGGGCAAGGAUGCGGAAGGCUCUGAAACAUGCUUAUGAUAAUGCUGGAGACCUGCAGUGGUUUUUUAUUGCACAGCCAACAACAUUUGCCAUUAUUGAGAACCUCAAGUAUCUGGUACUCACAAAGGAUCCAAAAGAACCAUUCUAUCUUGGUCAUGCCAUGAAGUCAGGAGAGCUGGAGUACGUCUCCUAUGACAGUGGCAUUGUUUUAAGUCAUGAAGCCUUGAAAAGACUGGUGGAUGUAUUUGAGGAUGAGGACAAAUGUCCUGAAAGAGGCCGUGCACUGUGGAAGCUAAGCGAGGACAAGCAGCUGGCAGAAUGCCUUAAAUACAAGGGUGUUUUUGCUGAAAAUGGAGAAGAUGUGCACGGCAAGGGCCUUUUCAACAGCAAGAGUGUUGCCAGCCUAAUAUCAGACAGCAUAAAAGAAAAUCCCACCAAUGUUGUGGAGGGCUGCUGUUCUGAUAUGGCCAUCACAUUUGGUGGGAUGUCUCCAAAUCAAAUGCAGGUUAUGAUGUUUGGAGUAUACAGAUUGCGUCCCUAUGGGCAUGAUUUUCAUGACUUAUUAGAAUUUUACCCCCCCGAAGGUUCUGACAAUGACUAAUUAUUUUAGAGUAACAGUGAUAUUUUGCUUCUGUGACUGCAAAUAUGUAUAUUUUUCUAUUGUCUUUGUGAAACUGGAUCCUAGUGGGAAGGGAACA
Messenger RNA from Periophthalmus magnuspinnatus, 1048 nucleotides. RefSeq names its product C1GALT1-specific chaperone 1 (gene c1galt1c1). Gene Ontology annotation, molecular function: N-acetylgalactosaminide beta-1,3-galactosyltransferase activity. The coding region runs from base 1 to 951 and encodes 316 amino acids. The record is from RefSeq and is a predicted model, not a curated record. Lineage: Eukaryota; Metazoa; Chordata; Actinopteri; Gobiiformes; Gobiidae. The transcript has a single exon.